Molecule: messenger RNA, 1626 nt
Organism: Heterobasidion irregulare TC 32-1
Lineage: Eukaryota; Fungi; Basidiomycota; Agaricomycetes; Russulales; Bondarzewiaceae
Exons: 8
Coding region: 1-1626 (541 amino acids)
Molecular function (GO): protein binding
Source: RefSeq, a predicted model, not a curated record
AUGGUCGGGAGCAGCCCCAUCUUCAGGCUGCCGACCAGGUGGAGCGAACAGGACCGCCAUCCGUAUCUGAGCGUGUCUGCUGAUGGGAGGGACUUGACGUACAACGGUUCGCCCUUUCGCGGUGCCAACCUCGACAACGCGGCUUUAGCUCGCACGAACCACCCUAUACCUCCCGCGUGCGGCAUCUAUUACUACGAAAUAGAGCUCCUUGGCAAGUCCCAGAAAGCCCAUGUCAGCAUAGGCUUUACAUCGAGCGACAACCGCCUCAACAAGCUUCCAGGCUGGGACAAGAACUCCUGGGGAUACCACGGCGAUGAUGGUUGCUCGUUCUCGGCCGAGAAGGCGGGGAACGCUUACGGCGAGACGUUCGGAGGUGGGGAUACCGUCGGCGCCGGCAUCGAUUUCAGUCAGAAUCGCGCCUUCUUCACCAAGAACGGGAACCUGAUCGGCAUGGUAUUCGAGCACGUCGCGGAGGACAUCGAGAUCUAUCCCUCGGUCGGACUUCGUCACACGCACGAGGCCAUCCGCGUUAACUUCGGGCACGAGCCCUUUAAAUACGACAUCGACGACCACGUGCAGCAGCAGCGCGACGCGAUCUGGGCGCGCAUCCAGCAGACGAGCGUCGACUGGCGCGCGCUCGAGCCCGGGCGCACCGCCGCCGCCGCCGCGAUCCCCGCCGCGCCGCUCGAGGAGCGGGAGAAGGGCGCGGGCCGCGCGGCGGCGGAGGACGACCAGGGGCGCGAGGAGGCUGGGCGGCUGGUGCUGAGCUACCUCGUGCACCACGGGUACGCGAAGACCGCGCACGCGUUCGAGACGCAGCUCGCGCGCACGGCCGCCGUACGCAGGCAGGCGGAGGAGCCCCUGCGCCCCGCCGCUGCACCGGCCGCGCGCGGCUCGAGCACGCGCGAGGCGCUCGAGCAGCGGCUCGCGAUCGUGCACGCCGUGCAGCGCGGCGACAUGGACACCGCGCUGUGGGCCGCCGAGGCGCGCUUCCCGGAGGUGCUCGCGCGCGAGCAGGGGCUCGUGCUGCUCAAGCUGCGCUGCCGCAAGUUCGUCGAGCUCGUGAACGAGGCGGCGGAGAUGAAGCGCCGCGUCGGCGUCGUGGCCGCCGCCUCUGCCGCUGCCACUGGCGCCGGCGCUGAUGGCGCUGGAGGGGGCGACGGGAUGAACGCGGAGGACGGCGUGGAGGAGGGUGCUAACGAGGAGAUGGAGGUCGACGACGGGUACGCCACAGCCACAGCCGCGGCGGCGACGGCGCCGGCGACGAAGGGCGCGGCGGAGGCGGCGCUGCGGGACGCGAUCACGUAUGGGCAGGCGCUGCAGAAGGACUACCGCCGGGACGCGCGGCGGGAGGUGCAGACGUACCUCGACCGCACGUUCAGCGUCGUCGCGUACCACUUCCCGCUCGAGGCGGGCGGCGCGGUGGGCGCGUGGGCGGGGCAGGAGGCGCGCGACGCGCUCGCGGCGGAGAUCAACCAGGCCAUCCUCGAGUCGCAGGGGUGGCCGGCGCGCCCCGCGCUCGAGCGCGUGUACCGCCAGACGGCCGCGAGCCUCGUGCAGCUCGGCUACAUGGGCAUCGGCGCGGCCGUCUUCGCGGACCUGCAGCGCGAGCUGCUCGACGGCUGA